This is a messenger RNA of Trichogramma pretiosum, 5379 nucleotides long. RefSeq names its product ras GTPase-activating-like protein IQGAP1. Bases 198 to 5063 code for a protein of 1621 amino acids. Gene Ontology annotation, biological process: regulation of actin cytoskeleton organization; regulation of GTPase activity. The transcript has 22 exons. The record is from RefSeq and is a predicted model, not a curated record. NCBI's taxonomy places the organism in Eukaryota, Metazoa, Arthropoda, Insecta, Hymenoptera, Trichogrammatidae. Gene Ontology annotation, molecular function: actin filament binding; calmodulin binding; GTPase activator activity. Gene Ontology annotation, cellular component: cytoplasm.
GGUGUAUUGUUGCAACGAACUUUUCAAAUCGCUCUCGAAACGCGUGGGGGAAAGGUCGUUAAAAAAGCCGGCAAACUCGCAGCAUCUUUGUUUUGCUUGAACGCGUCCGUCAAUUCGCGUGUGUAUGUUUUCAUUUAAACGUAUUCCGUGUUUAGCGUGACAUGUCCCUUUAAUUCGCAUCGCUGAACGCAAAAAUCAUGAAAAUAACGGAGAUUCAACAAGUGGGACCUCACGAGGCUCACGAUACAAGAAUGAGCAAUGGCAGAAAAACAGCUCAAGAAAUGGAUGAAACGAGACAAAAUGAUUCAGCUUAUAUGUAUUUGUGUAAUUUGGAAGCUGCCAAAAAGUGGAUGGAAACAUGCUUAAGAGAAAAACUUCCACCUACAACAGAAUUGGAAGAAAAUUUACGAAAUGGCGUUUACUUGGCUAAGCUUGGAAACUUUAUGGCACCAGAGAUCUUACCAUUUCAUAAGAUAUAUGAUCCUGAUCAGCGAAGAUAUUCAGUAGCUGGUUUACAGUUUCGUCAUACAGAUAAUAUUAUUAAUUUUCUUAAAUGUUUGAAAUCAAUGCAAUUACCCUUGUUGUUUCAACCAGAAACUACGGAUAUUUACGACAAAAAAAAUAUGCCUCGAUUGGUAUACUGUAUUCAUGCUUUGAGCACCCAUUUAUUCAAGUUGGGAAAAGCACCUUUAAUCCAAGACUUGUAUGGAAAAGUGAAAUUCACAAAUGAACAAAUAGAUGCCAUGGAACGAGAAUUAAUAAACAAGGGUAUUCAAAUGCCAGCUUUUCAGAAAAUUGGAGGUUUACUAACAAAUAGUAAUGAAGGUGAUACAGCUGCUUUACAUCAAGCAGUUUCUGAUAUUAACAAAGCAAUAACAUUAAAGAACCAAGAAACAUUGCUGAAUACAUUAGAGAAACCUAAUGCUCAAAUCCAAUUUUUGAAACCUGAAUAUUCAGAAUUGUAUUUAUGUUCAUUAUAUGAUGCAAAAAUAUCAAAGGAAGAAUCUGCUAUGAACAGGUCUUUGAAUGAUAGUUAUGUACCUGAUGAAAAUGAUAAAAUAUUGACUCAUGCAGAAAUACAGGGACAUAUCACCUUUGUUAAUAUUCAGUCUGCCUUGCAACAUCUAACUGAUCAAAUGAAUCAAACGAAUCCAGAGAUCAUACCAAUUUUAUCUGAUCCUAGCUUGCAAUUGAAAAAUGUAAAUUCAAAAAAUUAUAAAUUCUACAAAUCAGAAUUAAAAUUAUUAAUAGCAUCUAAUGAGUGGGAAGAACGUAUUACAGAAAGUUGUAAUUAUUGGCAAACUAAAUUACAAAAAUCGAUCGAUAAUGCAAAUGGAAAAGCUCAAAAAAUGUCUUUACGUAAAAAAGCGAUUGAUAAUUUAAAUUGUAAUUUAUUGAGUUGCAAUGAAAAUGAUUUUUACAAUACAUUGAUGGAUCCAAAUUUAGGAAUUGAUCAUCUUGUUGAUGAUUUUGCUGUUCCGCUUUAUUUUGAAGAAAUGAAAAUUGACCGUAUUGAAACUGAGGCAAACUUAACUUACGAAGAUAUUGUGGCUUGUUUAAAUGUACUAACAGCUAUUGGUAACGUAAAUAAAGCAGUGGAUAUGAAUAAUCCUAAUAUGGUAUAUGAUGCUUUAAGACAUCCUGACACUCAUAUACAGAAUUUAGAAGUUGAACACAAAGUCAAGUAUACUCAGGCACUUCGGGCCGUUCGUGAAGAAAAGCGUCUAGUUGAAAAUGUUUGUCCCUUGCUAACGUAUAUUGAUAUUCAAGAUUGUAUUGAUUCGGUAAAUGAACAAUGCCUCGAAGACACAAAAAUCAUAACAAAAUUAGAACUAUUAACUCAAAUUGUUAAAAGAAAUCAAAAGGACAAGAUGUUUUCUAUUUUGGAACAAAUUGGAAAAAUUAUUAAUGCAUCCUUUGAAAAAAAAAAUGUAAUGUUGUACAUGAUUCUUUUGAAAAAAAAUCUGGUUCAAAAACACGCUGAUGGCUCCGGACUUUGGUUAGAAGAUAUACAGGAAAUGAUUGAAUCUGCAAAGAUGGAACAUGACCACGUAGAAUCAGUUGCCAGUUUCAUGUAUGAUAUAAAUGAAGGUUUAAAGCGGAAAGAUGUAUUGUUAGUAACCGAAAAUAUAGAGAUGUUUUUUAAAAAAAUUGACAAAACGAAUCAAGUAAAAGCGUACGAAAAAUUGCUGGAACUGAAAAAGUAUAAGGAGGAAAAAUAUAGUUGUCCAAUCAUAGAAUAUAUGACACCAUUAAAUAAUAUUGUUUAUCUGAAUCCAAUAACCGCAGGCUUCGAGUGGGAAAAGCCAAAAAAUAUUGGAGAACCCUCUACUAUUACGUUAGAUGAUGUACGAGAAGCCGUUAUGAAUAUUCGGAUUGCGGAUACAAAAGUACAUUUCGAUCGAUCACUCAUCAAUUUUCAAGCUCACGCAAGAGGUUGCUUAACACGCAGAAAAUUAUUGAGAAAAAUAAAAGCGAUUAUAUCGAUUCAAAUUUGGUGGCGUAAAGUCUUAAAAACUCGUACUUUUACCAAAACGUUACACGAAGAUACUACAAGAGAUUAUUCAUCUGGUAUAGGUAGUAAAUCAUCAGACAGUUUGAGUUAUUAUAGAAGUCACGAGGACGAUAUUAUUAAAAUCCAAGCACUUUGGCGCGGUCGUUUAGCGCGCAGAAACUUUCAUUCUCUGCUGCGAAUGGAUAAUCCGCCGUAUUAUGUAGUAAGAAGUUUUGCAUGCAAAUUAGAGUUCAGUUCAAAAGACUACGACAAGGACUUGUUAUUAGAGCAAUUGAAGGCUGACGUUGUACAAUCGAUUAAACACAAUCAAAAUCUUGCAAAACAACUAAAUGAUAUGGAUUUGAAAAUAGGACUUUUGAUUCAAAACCGUAUUACUCUUCAGGACGUAGUUAGACAUGGUAAAGAUCUAGAAAACUUGACUCUGACGAAAGGUUUUGAAAAAAAAGAUUACCACAGCAAUAAAUACUCGUUUGAAAAUGAAAUUUACAGUACUCAAAAAGGUUUGAAAUCGUUAACGAAAGAGGGCCGUCAAAUGCUUGAAGGCUAUCAGCAUUUAUUUUAUGAACUUCAAACGAACCCUAACUAUCUGUCAAAAUUGUUGAUUCUUUUGCCGCAAAAUAAAUCACAUAAAUUCAUUCACAACGUUAUUCUGCAACUUUUUAAUUUUGGUUGUAACUCGCGUGAAGAAUAUCUACUUCUCAAGCUUUUGGGUAAUGCUCUGAGAGAGGAGAUACGAUCGAAGUACACUAAACCCUCAGAGGUUGUAACAGCAAGUCCUUUAGUAUUAAAAGUCGCCAUCGAUUACGCAAGAAAACUCGGCCAGCGCGCUUUACGUGAUAUUAUUGGACCCACUAUUCAGAAAAUGAUUGAUAAUACAAAUUUAAUUAUUGAAUCGAACCCGACUGAUAUUUUCAAAUCUUGGAGAAAUACUCUAGAAAUGGAGUCCGGAAAAUCAGCAGACUUGCCAUUGAGAGUUACUGAACACGAAGCGUUGAGAUUCAAAGUAGUGCGAGAACGAUUGAAAAAAGGCAUUGAAGUCUUGAGAGAAAUAACUGAUGAAUUACUAACUUGCAUAAUUGCCUCAAGAGACUCGAUACCUUAUGGUGUAUGUUAUAUGGCCAAAAUACUUAAUGAAACUCUUCAGGAAAAGUUUCCUCACGUUGCGCACAAAGAAAUUAUCAAAAUAGUCGGAAACUUGAUAUACUUUCAGUUCCUUAAUCCAGCAAUAGUAACACCCGACGCUUUCGAUAUUAUUGCAUUACCGAUUAACAAGUCGCUCUCAAAUGAACAAAGAAGAAAUUUAGCCACCGUUGCUAAAAUUCUACACUUCGCUGCAUCAAAAAAAGGGUUUGCCGAGGAGCAUUUGCUACGUAUAAAUCCAUUUAUUAUUGAUUGUCACAUAAAAUUUAAAAAGUUCUUCAUGGACUGUUGCGACAUUGAGGAUCUUGACGAACAUUUCAAUAUGUCAGAAUACAGUGAAGAAACUCUUAUACAAAAACCGGUCAUCACAAUCUCCGUGCAGGAAAUGAUAGAUACUCACACUUUACUUGUCGAGCAUCAAGACUUGAUAGCACCAGAUCCACAAGACCAGAUGCAUGAAUUGCUUGAUGACAUCGGAGGUGUACCUACCAUACCAAAACUAUUAGGAAAAAGUCAGCCUAAACUCGAUAGUAACUUCUUACACCUGGGAAAAACCGAAAUCACACUCGUUCUGAGCAAAAAAUAUGAAGAACACAGAACGGAUGAAACUUCCAUGAAGAAAAUGUUCAUCACAACUAAAGAGUUACUUGUUUCGGUACUUCCAUAUUUACCUGGCGAUACUUUGAUUGAAGCUUUAGAAGGUGGACUGACUCCAAUACCAAAACGAUCAAGGCAACAGAACAGGCUUGAUUUGAAUACAAAGAGCGAAACUUUGGAACAAUGUAAACGUCAAAUUCGGGCUUCACUCAAAAAAUUGGAGUUGUAUGGAUUGGUAUCACGUGAUAACGGUUAUCAAGCGAUUGUUACGGCUGUAGCCAAAGAUUUGGCUAACAAAAGUCGUUAUCAUAUUUUAAGAGAAAAAGAAUUGAAAACACUUCGCAAUACUAAGCAGCGUCUUGACGAAAAAACAAAAUACUACGAAGAGCAAGUUCAAUUUUAUAGCGAAUAUAUCAAAAAAUGUUUGGAAAAUCUCUCUGCAGGAAAAAAAUCACUGCAUGAUGUCAAAACUGGGAAUAAGAGUGGACUCCGACGCCUUAAAUCUAAAUCAACUUUGAAAUUUACCGCAACUAAAUUGAAAGAAAAAGGAAUAAUUGUGAAAUUUGAUAACUUACCAGAUGGUCAUAUGAAAAAUGUUGUAUUCGAAAUAUCCCCUGCUGAACGAAAUGGAGUAUUCGCAGUUUGCGGAAAAUUCAUGGGAGUAUCCAUGGAAAAAGUUGAAGUAGACGUACAAAAUUUACUCGAGCUUCAAUAUGAAGGUUGCCACAUAAUAACAAUGUUUGGGGAAGUCCAAGUAAAUGUUAAUCUUCUGUUGCAUUUGAUUAAUUGUAAAUUUUACGGUAAAAAGUAAAAUUUUACAAAUUAAGAUAGUAAUUAAAACUUAUAACGCGUCUUCGACUAGCAUCGACAGCAUAAAAAUCUUUCAUAAUUCUCUUCAGUCAAAAAUGAAAGGUAUGAUUUUUAGAAAUACCGUCUUGAGUAUUUUAUGAUUUUGUACAUUUAUUUAUUAUAUUUCAACAAAUUUAGAUCAUAAGAAAUAUUAUAAUGAGCUCAGUGUUAAUCACUUUCUGUAAAUGUUAACAAUUAAAAGUAUGACAAAAAUAUUAAGUCAGUAUUAAAUAUUGUGAAAUGGAAAAAUGCUUAUAAAAGGAAAGAUUAAUUAUUUG